AUGCCUCCAACUAAACAGUGGAUUGAUAAAAAAUCCGCAACAAAAUAUCAACUCUUCCACAGAUCGCAGAAUGACCCGUUAAUACAUGAUCCAGAGGCAGAAGAUAGGGUUCUGCAUGUAGUGGGGCGCCCUGCUCCAGCUUCUAGCGUCAAGUCAUCAUCGUCGAAGCGAGAGACACGGACUCUGCGAGAACUUGACGAUGAAUUCAAAUCAGCGACUCGCAGAAAUGAAGGAGAGGCAGCAAACUAUGGCAUUUUCUAUGACGAUACCAAGUAUGAUUACAUGCAACAUUUGCGCGGAUUAGGCGAGGGAGUUGGAGACGCCCAUUUCGUGGAGGCGAGAACAAAAGGCAAAGGCAAGAAGGGCAUGAAACUUGAGGAUGCUCUGAGAGAAAUUUCGCUGGAAGGCGACGGAGCGGAUAGUAUUACCUAUGGCGAUGCUAAUGAUGAUAUCUUAUCAACCGCCUCAUCAUAUAUACGCAAGGCUACUUAUCAGGAUCAACAGGAUGUGCCAGAUGCAAUUGCGGGUUUCCAGCCGGACAUGGACCCACGAUUGAGGGAGACCCUUGAGGCGCUAGAGGAUGAUGCGUACGUUGAUGAAGAGUGUGAUGAGGACAUAUUUGAUAACCUCGUUGUUGGGGGACAUGAUGCAGAGGUGGACCCUGACGAGUGGAGAGAUACCUACAUUGAAGACGACGACGAGGGCUGGGAGUCAGAUGCAACUGAAAAAGCACCAGUUCAACAUAAUACCUCCACUGACAGCCACAUUUCCACGACAUCAGACGACAAGUCGAGCUCUAGCAAGUCAUCUCAGCCGCCUAUUGAUGAACAGAUACCCGACAUGGAGGAACAUGAAGGGGACUGGCUGAAGGACUUUGCAAAAUAUAAGAAAGAUAUGAAAACAAAUAAAGUUGCAGCUAAUAUGGAUGAUAGCGCAUCAGAGCUUCGCACUACAGCGUCGACAUUAUUUACACUAGGAGGAACCCCGGUCAGGAAGAAGAAGCGCAAGGGUGCAAAGACAAACCCUUCUGCCUACUCAAUGACAUCCUCCUCGCUUGCCAGGACCGACGGCCACAGGCUUCUGGAUGACCGUUUUGAAAGGAUGGAAGCCCUGUAUGCUUUAGACGAAGGAGAGGAAUAUGAAGGCUCAAGCAUGGCAGAUGACAUGUCCGUUGCAAGCGGCGUGUCACGAUUUUCUAGGUUCUCCAAGCUCUCGCAAGCCCCGAGCCUUGUUGCCAAUGAUAGCAACACUCCUCUUCGGUCUGAUUUUAACGAUGUUAUGGAUGGGUUCUUAGACAAGUGGGAUGAUCGACGAGUCCAUGCUAAACGCAAGGGGGCCCAAGGCCGCAGAGGAAAGAAUGGGAAUGAAGUCAUUGGAAUGAGGAUGCUGGAUGAAGUCAGACAAGGGCUUGGGCCUCCUAAGCUCACUACAAAUGCCUUCGGGAAAGUCUGA
Molecule: messenger RNA, 1452 nt
Organism: Nannizzia gypsea CBS 118893
Lineage: Eukaryota; Fungi; Ascomycota; Eurotiomycetes; Onygenales; Arthrodermataceae
Product: low-temperature viability protein ltv1
Exons: 2
Coding region: 1-1452 (483 amino acids)
Biological process (GO): ribosomal small subunit export from nucleus; ribosomal small subunit biogenesis
Cellular component (GO): preribosome, small subunit precursor; nucleus; cytosol
Source: RefSeq, a predicted model, not a curated record